AAAUUUUAUGAAAGAAUAACUCGUUCAACUUAAUUAAACAGUUAUUAAUCAUCCAUUUAGUUUAUAUAAUUCAUAUUUGAUAAAUGUAAUUGAUAAAUAUUAAUAAACAUCUUUUUAUGUAAAUUGAAUAGAUAGUGUCUAACCUCUUGUAAACUUGAAUGUAUAAUUAAAAAUUUGAUCCUAUAGGAGCUUACCUUUGUUAAAUAUAUAAUAGAAUGGAACUGCAUAGAGUUUUUGUAUACGGAACAUUAAAACGCAAUGAACCAAAUCAUUCGUGGUUUUCUAAAAAUACUGAAGGAUAUUAUAAAUUUAUUGGUGAAGCGAAAACAGUCGAAAAGCUUCCUUUGAUUAUUGCUACCGAGUACAACAUACCUUUCAUAUUAAAAAGUCCAGGAAAUGGUUAUAAUGUAUUGGGUGAGUUAUACGAGGUGGAUUCUAAAGUGUUAUCAGAUCUGGAUAUUUUGGAAGAUCAUCCUAAUUUUUAUGUACGAGAAAAAUUUAACGUGGAACUGUUUAACUCCGAACAGUUUAUCGAAAACGUGUGGAUUUAUGUUAUUGUGAAUUUUCAGCCACAUUUAUUGAACGAAACUUGUUACGAAACGUACAGUAAUUCGGGUUCUCAUGGGAAAAAAUAUGUUGAAAGGUACUUAAGAAAUAAAUAUUUGGACUAUAAACAAAUAUUUCAAAAUUAAUUUUGACGAAAAUUAUAAUUAUAUGCUGUUUACUUUCAAUUUCUAAAAAGAUUUCAACAUAUAUCUUACCACCAUGUAAUGUUUCAAUUCUUUUGCCAGGAUUAAAGCCAUUUUCAUUUUUUUUAAUUGUAUGAUUUUUAAUAAUUAAAAUAUUUUUGUAACAAGUAUAUUCAUAUUAUUUUAAUUUAUGUAUUUGUAUAGUCAAUGUGGGCUAAUACGACCCUGACCAUACUUUAAAGGCAACCGUGAAAGAAGAAAAUAAUUUCUUUAAGUAAUUGUAUCGAUAGUAAAAUUCCAAAAAUUUAUUUAAUAGUUAGCUCGUGAGAAGAAUAAGGAAAUAUGUAAUAUUUAAACGUAUCAAGAAAAAGUAAUGAAAUUUAACAGAUGGCUGGAAGGAGCGAUAAAUAUGAGUCAGACGCGAUAAUAUUCGCAACUCUGGACAGUUAAAUCAAAUUGCAGGGACCUUAACUUAGCCUGGGUGGAUAAUCUAAAGAUUGAGCCCAUCACCACUAAGAAGAAGAAGUAAUUGAAUCACAACAUUCAUUUAUAUUUUUUUAUAUACAAACAUUUUUACUUUGAUGCAUAAAAAACUAAGCUUACGAAACAUGACAGGCUGGUUGUCAUAAUCCAGUUUUUUGUUCAUUUAUUGAUAUAAAAUGAUAUUGUAAACUGUCUAUGAUUACGUCCAAUUCAACAAAUUACGUGGUUUGGAAUAUUAUAAAUUUGACAACGCUGAAGGCGAUGUCACAUAGCUACCAACGUUUAGAAUGUAAUUUACGUAUACGAGUAAUGAUUUCUCACUUUGUGUAUUAAAAUAUCUUUGAGUAAAUCUAAAUGUCACUACGAAUGUCAAAAUUGUCAUAUUUACUAUUUUUUCAGUAUUAAGGUGAAAUUAGAUAAAAUUGAUAUAGUUUUCUUUAAUUUGUAAACAUUCAUAUCAAUCAGGAAAUUUUCAUAUGAUUUAUUAUGUAGAUAUUCAUAAAAUUUUAAUGUUUUUUUUAGCGAGGAAUCUACACUUGAAGAUUUGAACACAUUUUGAGGUUAGAAAUUUGGGAGAUUUUGUGCGUUGAAUAUAUAUAGUAAAUAUGUGAAAAAUUUUGAUAUUUAAAGUGUUAAGUAGUUCAAUAAAUUGUUGUAUUUUUA
Diorhabda carinulata is the source of this 1835-nucleotide messenger RNA. Its product is annotated as putative gamma-glutamylcyclotransferase CG2811. The transcript is spliced from 3 exons. The record is from RefSeq and is a predicted model, not a curated record. NCBI's taxonomy places the organism in Eukaryota, Metazoa, Arthropoda, Insecta, Coleoptera, Chrysomelidae. Gene Ontology annotation, molecular function: gamma-glutamylaminecyclotransferase activity. Bases 216 to 692 code for a protein of 158 amino acids.